AUUAAUGGCACUGAUGAGGAAGAGACACCUUAUGAAGUUAUGUUACUUUAUCAUAAAAAUGGUUUAAACCUCUAAAAGUCCAACACCAAUUAGAAACUAUUCCCUUAAAGUUUUACCGUCAUAAGUAGUUGAGGGUGUUUUCCUGCAACCAUUUCUUCUUGGUUGAUGGGUGAAGUUGCUGGUAUCCCCAGCAGAAGGGUAGUGUUGGAAUAUUAACCUUUGAAGAAGUGGCAGAAAGGUUUUUGAGAGCCUUACUUGUGGUCCGUAACUGCUGAUGGCAACUGCUCAGUGGUCACAGGAACUACCAUCCAAAGUCGCCACUUAACUUUCCUCUUCCCUUAACUUCCAUUCCUUCCAUCUUCCUCGUCUGUUUAUUACAAAUGCAAUAAGAGGAGAAAGAACAAAGCUUAAGCAAUGGAACUGAACAAUCAUUUUCUUUUAUGCCGAGUUUUAAAAUUUUAUGAAGUCUUAUGCUGAAGCCUGGCGAACUGAAUCAAGCUUGUGAUCUCAUGGUUGUGCUGAAGGAAUUUGACUUUGAUAAGCGGUAUUAAUCUUUUACUUUCCGUGGGAGACUGAGAAACGAUGCCAAGCCAGCUAUGGUUUUCACUGCCAAUGAUUUACAAGAAUGGAAAGAUUUUCCCAAAGGACUCAAGGUUCUUCUUCUUGAGGGAGACAGCAUUUCUGCUGCCGAGAUAAGAGCAAAGCUUGAAGCCAUGGACUAUAAUGUUUCUACAUUCUGCGAUGAGAAUGAAGCCUUGUCAGCAAUCUCAAGUAGACCUGAAAGCUUCCACAUUGCCAUAGUAGAGGUGAGUUCGAGCAGUAGCCAGGGAGGUUUCAAAUUUCUUGAGAAUGCCAAGGACUUGCCAACAAUUAUGACUUCUAACAACCAUUGCCUGAACACCAUGAUGAAGUGCAUAGCGCUUGGUGCAGUUGAGUUCCUCAGCAAACCACUCUCUGAGGACAAGCUCAGAAAUAUCUGGCAGCAUGUGGUUCACAAGGCAUUCAGUUCUGGGACAAGUAUCCUGUGUGAAUCACUUAAACCUGUCAAGGAAUCUCUAGUGACUAUGUUGCAGCUCCCAACAGACAAUGAACAACAUGAAAGUAGAGUAUCCAUUGAUAUAGAGAAAGUAUCCAAGUUUACUGAUAAUGAUGAUGUACUGUCUCCUGGAAAUGAUAAAUAUCCAGCUCCUUCAACCCCACAAUUGAUGCAUGGGACAAGAUUGUUAGACGAUGGUGAUUGCCAAGAGCAGACUAAUUGCUCCACAGAAAAAGAAAGUGGGGAACAUGAUGGAGAAUCUAAAUCUGUCGAAACUACAUGUGGAAAUUUGAAUGCUGAAACUGAAAGUACUCCUCAAGAAAGGAAAUCUGAUAUGACUUUACCUAGGGAGGAAGUGAAUUUAGUUGACGAUUCCAAGGUUGAGAGUAUUGCCUCUCAACAUACACAAAAAAGAAAGGUUCUAAGCAACCCUGACAAAAAUACAAAAUCUGCAAAUAAAGUAGGCAUUCUUAGUGAUUCUUGCGAGAUAAAGCCAAGUCGAAAGAAGAUGAAAGUAGACUGGACGCCUGAGCUGCACAAAAAAUUUGUGAAGGCAGUUGAGCAACUAAGCAUUGAUCAAGCCAUUCCUUCAAGAAUAUUAGAAUUAAUGAAAGUGGAGGGCUUGACAAGGCAUAAUGUGGCAAGCCAUCUUCAGAAGUACAGAAUGCAUAGGAGACAAAUCUUUCCCAAGGAAGAAGAUCGGAAAUGGUUGAAUCAAAGAGAAAGGAGCUAUUGUGUUCAAAGACCAAUUAUGGCCUUUCCUCCAUAUCAUUCUAAUCGCACCCAUCCUAUGGCUCCUAUAUAUCCUAUGUGGGGACAACCUAGCACUCAAACGGCUGGCAUGCAUAUUUGGAGCACUCCUGGUUAUCCCUUGUGGCAGCCUACUGCUGAACAUUGGCACUGGAAACCGUUUCCAGGGAUGCAUGCAGAUGCAUGGGGCUGUCCAGUGUUACCGGUAGCACCUCCUCAAGCUCCUUUUCCCUGCUCUAAGAAUAUGCCUGCAUUGCUCAAUGCCGAUGCAACAGGUCACACGUUUACCAUGCCACAAAGUUCCUUAGAGCAUUAUCCGGCAGAGGAGGUUGUUGACAAGGUUGUGAAAGAGGCAGUAAGCAAACCAUGGCUACCCUUGCCUUUGGGCCUGAAACCCCCUUCGACAGACAGUGUGUUGGCUGAGUUAUCAAGACAAGGAAUUUGCAGCAUCCCUCCUAGGAGCAGCAAGGGUUGAAAUUGAGAGUGACAUUAAUGCAUGCACCAAGAGUUGUUCUGAUGGUGACCAACCAAAAAGGUGGUCCACCUGAUCAAUAACACCCUGUAGCAAUUAUUUUUGUUUUCCUAAGUGUAAUGAGGUUCCAACAAAGAGUUGUUGUUGGGACUAUUUUGUUUUACCUUAUUUGGUCCCAUCACCACCCCACCAACCAAUUUUAGGUCUCUCCUAUUCCGCUGUCUGGUUACAGAUUCCAUGAUGAAAACCAACAAGUAGACUUUGUUUGUUCCUAUCCAAAGCCACAUGCCAAAACAAGGUAACAGGUAAUAAAUGAAGAGAAAAGUCGGGUGCUUUAAUGCAGUGGUGAACACCCGAUAGGCAACAUGGGCGGUGCAGAAUUUGCCACGCAUCCAUUGAUGCUCUCUUCAAAACUUGUGGUUGUAAAUACAUGAUGAGCAUAACCUUGUGACUGGGAUAUCAAUUGUUCUGAAUGUGGUACUUUUGGGGGCAUAAAGUGUACCCAUAACAGUGAUUUUCUAUGAGGGGUGGGGGUCUGUGGGAUGCUUAAUAAUGAUGAAGAUGAUGAUGGGGUACACGUCGUGAAUAAAGUUCUGAUUUUUACCAAAUUUGAAUCGACUUAUCCUAAGUCGCA
Molecule: messenger RNA, 2892 nt
Organism: Vigna radiata var. radiata (mung bean)
Lineage: Eukaryota; Viridiplantae; Streptophyta; Magnoliopsida; Fabales; Fabaceae
Product: two-component response regulator-like APRR2
Exons: 12
Coding region: 597-2261 (554 amino acids)
Biological process (GO): phosphorelay signal transduction system; positive regulation of DNA-templated transcription
Cellular component (GO): nucleus
Molecular function (GO): transcription cis-regulatory region binding; DNA-binding transcription factor activity
Source: RefSeq, a predicted model, not a curated record